Molecule: messenger RNA, 3072 nt
Organism: Didymosphaeria variabile
Lineage: Eukaryota; Fungi; Ascomycota; Dothideomycetes; Pleosporales; Didymosphaeriaceae
Gene: PAN2
Product: poly(A)-specific ribonuclease
Exons: 8
Coding region: 1-3072 (1023 amino acids)
Biological process (GO): nuclear-transcribed mRNA poly(A) tail shortening; mRNA processing
Cellular component (GO): PAN complex; P-body
Molecular function (GO): poly(A)-specific ribonuclease activity; nucleic acid binding; protein binding
Source: RefSeq, a predicted model, not a curated record
AUGCUUAUCGGUCGCAUUACCUCCUUCUUCGGCGCCACUCUCGAGCGCUACACGUCGUACCGCGGCCAUACACCCGCCGAUGGCACUGUCGGUGCCGUGAAGCAACUGCUCUUUACGGACAGAGGAGUGCUCUCCGUUUCGAAGCACAGCGUGCACUAUGCCUCUCGACGAGGCCUUACGCAAUGGCAUCUCACGAGUGCUGAUUUCAAUGAGCUUCGAUGUAUGAAUUUCACUUCAAAGGGCACGAGGGAGAUACUGGUGGCAGGAUGUCAGGACAAGAUGUUCAAGGUGGACGUGGAGAAGGGAACUAUUGUCGACACCCUCGUUGCCGAUGCUCAGUACACCAUCAUGAAACGCGCAGGAGGAUACAUAUGCGCUGCUACUAACAGUGGCGGCAUACACAUCCUCGAUUCGGGCUCACUCUCCGUUGUCAAGGUAUUCGAGGGGCACACCGGCAGCAUCAGCGACAUGGACGCUAAGGGCGACUUUCUUGCUACGUGCGGCUGGUCACCAAGACAGCAAUUCGGCUUCAUGCUUGAUCCCUUCACCCACGUCUUUUCUCUCAAGACGCUCAAGCAGCUCCCUCCCAUCCCGUUCCAUACCGGUGCUGCUUUCGUGCGCAUGCACCCGCGCAUGUCCACCACCGCCAUCAUUGCAUCUCAGGCCGGGCAAAUGCAGGUUAUCGAUCUUAUGAACCCAGACUCUGCCAACUUGCGCCAGCUCAAUAUGUAUGACUCGUAUCUCACGGGUCUGGAGAUGGCGCCUUCAAGCGAGGCUUUUGUGCUUUCUGACUCCAACGCUCAUCUUCAUCUGUGGGGGUCGCCUUCCAAGGUUCACUUUCCAGAGUACAGCAAUCCGACCGAGUUUGCAGAUGCCGUCGUACCCCCACCAGCUAUGGACUGGUCACUAGACACUCCUCUAAACACAGUCGGCAUGCCUUACUACAAGGAACACCUUCUCUCCGGCUGGCCAAGUCACAUGGUGUUUGAGGUUGGCGCGCCACCACCCAAAAUCGAUGCUGCGAUUCUCAAUAACAUGACUCGAACGGACAUGGGCUUUUUCGCGAAGAACCCGAAAACGAAACGACGUUAUCAAGUCGAGCGUACUCGACAGUCAGAUAGGGGACCAGAGUCCUUGACAGCUCCCAAAUUUCUAAGUGAAAAGGCUCGUGCUGCGCAGUCUUUGGGCGAAGUUGAGUCUAAGACGGUGGAGACUAUGGAGACGCUGACCGAUAUGCAUCUCGAUGAUGUUACACGCAAGGAUGUGCCAGCAAUGUAUGGAAACGUAGAGAUCAAGUACAGCAGAUUCGGUGUCGAUGAUUUCGACUUCGCCUACUACAACCAGACCCCAUACUCCGGGCUAGAGACCCACAUCACGAAUUCGUACGCGAAUCCACUGUUACAGUUACUACGUUUUACCCCAUUGAUACGCAAUCUUGCUCUUCGACACACUGCAUCACCUUGCCUGUACGAAUCAUGCCUGCUUUGCGAGCUAGGCUUCCUUAUUGACAUGCUGGAGAAGGCCGCAGGAUUGAAUUGCCAGGCAUCGAACUUUCUCAAAACGUUCAGUGGGUUAUCGAACGCAGUGUCGCUCAACCUGCUGGAAGAGUUUGCACCCAAUGUGGCCCUCACAAGCAUGAUACAGGCCUUCAAUCGCUUCCUGUUGGAAAAGGUCUCCGAAGAGUUCCGCCAAAUGCUGGGAGCGGUCGGUGUACCCUCUCUCAUGGACCAAGUGCUUGAAACACAGGCACGUGCGAGCAUGAGAUGUGCGCAAUGCAGUAACGAAACCAUUAGGGGUGGCAGGACAUUUGUAAAUGAGCUCGUGUAUCCGGCCAAGCACGUCAUGAAGAACGCUCGAGGUCCACGGCCCACCUUUUCCCAGAUCUUGAAGAGCAGCGUGGAACGCCAAGAUCAAAUGAAGGGUUGGUGCACCAAAUGCAAUCGCUACCAGCAGAUGGUGCAGCGCAAGACUAUUCAGUCAAUACCCGGUGUGCUCAUGCUCAACGCAGCCAUUCAGAGCCACGAAGCGAAGCUCCUCUGGUCAGUACCCAACUGGCUCCCGCAAGAAAUUGGGAUCAUAGUAGAUCAAGGCCAAUUCUACUGCUUCGAGGGCCAGGACCUGAAACUGCACCUCCAGCGCGGCGUCUUCGACAUCAUGGUGUAUGAGCUCGUUGGCGUGGUGGCGGACAUCAACAGCGGUGAGCACCAGAAACCCCACCUGGUCGCUACCAUCAAUACCACGCCGUCCAGCCGCGACGCCAACGGAGCUACAGAAGACAAGUGGUACCUCUUCAACGACUUCCUGGUCCGUCCGAUCCCGAAAGAAGAAGCAUAUGCUCGACACCUCCAUCCUCUACCGCUGGUGGUCGGCCAACCCUCCCCUCCACCCUCCGAAUUCGCCCUCCUCGAUCCCACCAUCGAAACUCCCAAACCCUCCUUCCCCGUCGCCAUCGAUGCUGAAUUCAUCCGCCUCCAAGCCGAAGAGAUCGAAAUGAAAGCCGACGGCACGCGCGAAACCAUCCGCCCCGACCGCAAAGGCCUCGCGCGCGUCUCCGUCUGCCGCGGCGAAGGCGAGGACGCCGGCCUCCCCUUCAUCGACGACUAUAUUGCUGUCACCGAGCCCGUCGUCGACUACCUCACCGCCUGGUCGGGCAUCUCCCCCGGCGACCUCAACCGCGAGACCUCGCCUCACGCCCUCGUCUCCCUCAAACACGCGUACAAGAAACUCUGGCUCCUCCUCAACCUCGGGUGCACCUUCAUCGGGCACUCCCUUGCCAACGACUUCCGCACCAUCAACAUCCACGUUCCGAAGAGCCAGACCAUCGACACGGUAGACCUCUUCUUCAAGCCGCAGCUGCAUCGCAAGCUGAAUCUGAAGUUCCUGGCGUGGUGCGUGCUCAAGGAGGAGAUCCAGGGCGGCAUGCAUGAUAGUAUCGAGGAUGCGGUUACGGCGCUGAAGCUGUGGAGGAAGUAUCAGGAGUUUGUGGAUGCGGGGGUUCUGGAGCAGAUGCUCAACGAUGUGUAUGCGACUGGGCGGGAGGUCGGGUUUAGGGCGCCGGGAGGGGGCGCUUAG